CGCACCGGUCCAACAGACGGCAUGCGGCAAACAGCAUUGUAUCAACAAUGAGGUGCGCAGUCGUUCUAUUGGCUCUAGCAGCUUUUGGGGCAGCUAUACCCCAAGUGCCGAAACAGCGAGCUGCCGAUCAAGAGCUCCUGAAGAAGCAGCAGGAUUGCAUUCUGCUGUUGCAACAGAUCACCCAACCGAUCCCGAACGAACAACUGCAUAUCCUCGGCACCAGCUAUGACAUCGAGAACAACUAUCAUCAAUUCGAAAACCCGAUCCUUGUGAAGUACUAUGUCGGCGCUGUACGAGCUGGCUUGGUUCAGCCCAAGGGCACCGUCUACUCCAACUCCGUCAGCCAACUCCGCAAGGAAGUUGCUCUCUUGCAUAGAAUCUUGCUGGGUGCUAAGAACUACCAGACGUUCUUGAACACCGCCGCAUGGGCUCGUGUCCACGUCAACGAGGAACAAUUCGUCAAGGCCUUCAUCGGAGCUGUGCUCCAGCGUCCGGACAUGCAGGGCAUCAUCCUGCCGCCUUUGUACGAGAUCAUUCCUCAUUACUACUUCGACUCUAGAAUCAUCCAGGAAGCUCAAGACGUUGUCGCUCAACAACACCAGAACGUCGGACAACACACUUACGUACAAAACGGUCAGACUUAUGUUGUCAUCCCGGUGAACUACAGCUCGCAUUUACCCCAUGGUGAACAUCAGCUCUCCCAUUUCACGCAGGAUAUCGGCCUUGCCAACUACUACGGCAUGGUGAAUCUCGCUGGAUACUUGCUGCAGCAGCACGGACCUCAGCAGACCCCGGUGCAAUACCUACAGCAAGGCAUCUCCCAGGAGCAGGAAGAUAACAACGGCCAAGGAUCCCGUUACUACUACAUCCACCGACAGCUUUUGGCUCGCUACGAACUGAGCCGUCUUGGAGCUGGACUCGGCCCGAUCUACGACACCGACUACACUCACGUAAAGGCGCCGUAUCAGCCGCACUUCCGAUUCAUGAACGGUCUCGAGUUCCCUGGACGCCCUGAAUACCUUCAGCUCUCUGCCACGAAGUCAAAUCAUCUCGUCAAGCUCGUAAAGCUCAUCGAACAAAGAUUGACCAACGCUAUCGACUCCGGACACGUUCUCACCCCGCAGGGCGCUUUCCUCUCUCUCUACCAGCCACAAGGUCUGAACAUUCUUGGAGAAAUCAUCGAGGGAACCGGCCGCAGCAUUAACCCAAGGUACUAUGGCAGCUUCCAAGCUAUCGGUCGUCAACUCUUCGGCAACGCCCCCAAAGUACAAAACAUCUACGACUACACACCCUCCGUUCUCGAAUUGGGACAGACCGCUGUUCGCGACCCUGCCUUCUACCAACUCUACAAGAAGAUCAUCGGUUUGUUCCAACGUUACCAGGACUCUCUGCCCGCGUACCAAUACAACGAUGUCCUGUUGCACGGCGUCAAAAUCCAGAACGUUCAAGUCUCUCAGCUCAUGACCUUCUUCAACGACUACUAUGUUGACCUCGACCAGGCUACUCCUCAUAAUGUGCAGCAGCAACACCAGCAACAGCAGCCCGAGACUUUGAAACAGCACGUCCAAGGACAGGUUAAGAGGUUGGAUCACAAACCGUACGAAUACACCGUUACCGUUCAGAGCGAGAGAAACAUACCUGGCUGCGUUGUCCGCGUCUUCUUGGGACCGAAGUACGACUACGACGGCAAGCCUAUCAGCAUCUCUAAGCAUAGACAACAAUUCGUUGAGCUCGAUCAAUUCGUGACUGACCUUCAGCAAGGACAGAACGUCAUCACCAGGAACUCCCACCAGGCACCAGGCCUGAGCUUCGACUACCCGUCUGUUCAGGAGAUCAAGCAAUGCGUUGGCAACGCUAUUCGCUCUCAGGCACCGUUCUACGUCACCGAGCCCCACCAGGUCUACGGAUUCCCAGCUAGGUUGGCUCUUCCCAAAGGUCACCGUGAAGGAUACCCGCUUCAGUGGUUGGUUGUGAUCUCUCAGCCCGGACAGCAAAACGUACCCUACGGACCAGUGGUACCAGAGCAAUACCAAACCUACCAGCAGAGCGAAUACCAAGUAGUUGAUGUUGAGAAUUAUCCUCAGCAGAUCCAACAACACACCACCAAGGUAGUCGGUACGAAACCGACCGUGGAGGUUGUGCCUGAGACCCUUCCCAUUGGCCAGCAACAAAGCCAAGUCGUGAGAAACCACUAUGCUAACAUCUACACUCAGCAACACGGACAGUACCCAUACACGCACACCCAAUACAACGUCGGCCAAGGCCAAGGCCAGACCGUAUGGCAGGGCGUGCAGACCGGCAUGCAGGGUCAGCAGUACUACGGACAAGGACAACAGCAAUACGUUCAAGGACAACAGCAAUACCAGACCCAAGGAAUCUAUCAAGGACAACAAGGACAAGUACAAGGACAAGUACCGUACCAGUACCUCGGCGAACAAGCCAAGGUCGGACAGAAAGUCCAAGGUGGAGUGCCUACUAGCGUACCAAGCGUACAAAACGUACAAGGAAGAAUGCCAGGAGUAGAAACCGCAAGACAUGUAGUACAAACCGAGGGGAUACACAGCGGCUUACACGGCGACGUUCAGCAAGGCAAAUACCAAGGAACCUACCAAGGACAGAGCCAUCAAGCACAAGGAUACGGCGUAGGAUAUUACGGUAGCGGACUGUACCACGCCGGCGGCUACCAGAACAUCUUCGGUCAGGGACAGAAGGUACAGGAGGGACAAGUGAACGAAUACUACCAGGGCAAGCACAUCUCCGAGAUCAUCGGCGGUGCUGUCUCUCUCGACGGCAAACCCUACGGCUACCCGUUGAACAGACCGCUGACCCCUGGCGCUCUCUUCGUUCCCAACGUCCAUAUUCAGACCGUCUACGUUUACCACGAAGGACAACCCACCAAUGAGGUGCUUUAUCAGUAAUGUGUUCCUACCAGACUAGACGGCGGCAUCGCGUAAUCGCUGGCGACGCCACCGUCGAAAACUAUUUACUGUUUUUUUUUCGUUCAAUGAUCAAGAAAAGAUUUAUCGAUGUGUCAAAGUAGCAAAUGCAAUUAAUAAAUUGCUCUAAAACGCA
Molecule: messenger RNA, 3072 nt
Organism: Harpegnathos saltator (Jerdon's jumping ant)
Lineage: Eukaryota; Metazoa; Arthropoda; Insecta; Hymenoptera; Formicidae
Gene: Hex110
Product: hexamerin 110
Exons: 7
Coding region: 48-2918 (956 amino acids)
Source: RefSeq, a predicted model, not a curated record